CUGAAACCGCACCUCACACCCUCCGAUCUUAGCGACUGCUAACGAGCUCCUUAGCACCUCCACUCCUAUCAGCCUUAUAGAAAACUUCCAAAAAAAUCAAAAUUUAAUAUUGCAUAAUAAUUAGUGUAGUAACUGUCCCUACCAUAUAUGAUUGUUAUGCUAAUUAUUGGGCAUUGAAAAGUUUUGCACAAAAAUAAAGGUAAAUGUGUCAUAACUCAUGAUUUUAGUGCGACCCCAACCCAAGUUUGGUACCUUCUUUAAAUUUUAAAGUGAAGUAGACCCACCAGUCCAGUUUGGUUGGUUAAUCACGCACCCCACCUCCUCCUUCCUUGGCGUAUCCUCUUUCUUCCUCGUGCAAAUGCAAUCACUACUCACUACCCAUGAAGCUUCUCACCUCUUUCCUCUUUUCAUUGUUUUCCACGAAACUUCCCACAACAGUUAAUCAAACUGAUUUUUGGUAUUUGGGUUUGGAUUUGGGUCUAGCAUACGUCAUCCACAUCUAUUUAACCCACUAUAAAAACGACUCCAUUGAAGGAGGGUAUUUCCUUGAUGCUUCCUGUCCCUGACGUUUCUUCAGUUGAUCUGUUCUACCGGUUUUGAGAAGUAAGAGAUCAGAUCAGAAUUCAGAAAAGCGUCAAGAGCUUGUUUUGAUUUUGGGAGUUGUUUCUGGAAUUUCAUCAAAUGGCUGGUAUGCUGCCUGGAGUCGAAAGCGCUAGGAGGAGGAGAGUACAUGGAGGUGGUGUGUGGUGCGAUUCGUCGUUUGUUGUUAGUUCCGGUUUCGGAUCUGCGAGAUUUAGAGUUUCUCAUGAUACCCAUCUCACACCCACUUCGUUCUUGCAAAGAAGCAUGGUGAAUCAAUCAGACGAAGAUUCGAAGUUAGGAGGAGCAGCCAGAGAAGCCAAAGAAAGGUUGGAUGGAAGGCUCAGAGGCCAUUUGAAUAAAGAAAUUAGAAGGAAAAAGAGUCAAGAAAGACCGAGUAGUGUUGGGAGGAUGUCAACUACUUCAAUGGUGGUGGAAAAUUUGCAAAUUGAGGUUAUUGGAUUGAAAAAGAGUGGAUUAAAGAGGCUUAGUUGGGGAAGAACCGGGUUGAGUUGGAAAUCAUGGAAUCAAGAAGAGUGUGCAAUUUGUUUAGAUCAUUUUAAGGCAAAUGAGAAGGUAAUCCAUUUGCCUUGCACCCAUCGAUUCCAUUCCGAUUGCUUGUUACCAUGGCUAGAAAGCAAUUCACAAUGCCCUUGUUGUAGAACAAUUGUUAUUGGUUCUAAUUGA
Lactuca saligna is the source of this 1266-nucleotide messenger RNA. Lineage: Eukaryota; Viridiplantae; Streptophyta; Magnoliopsida; Asterales; Asteraceae. The record is from the annotation of a GenBank genome assembly.